Messenger RNA from Naegleria lovaniensis, 1707 nucleotides. RefSeq lists its product as uncharacterized. The record is from RefSeq and is a predicted model, not a curated record. Bases 1 to 1707 code for a protein of 568 amino acids. The transcript is spliced from 4 exons. Lineage: Eukaryota; Heterolobosea; Eutetramitea; Acrasida; Naegleriidae.
AUGGCCAUCCUUUCCAUCAUUUUGUGGUCUCUCCUCGCAUUGAUCCUUCUCCUCGUACUCUCUCUCACUUAUUUAUGGUUUGGUGUUUUCAAGAAAUACUUUAAUGCUCAAGUGAAAUUAGAAACCUCUCGUAUUGGAUCUCUCAACACUUUAGAAAAUUCUUCAUCGUUCAACAAGGGUAAAACCUGUGUCGUGAUGGGUGGUAGUGUCGGAGGUCUUUUAACGAGCUUGGUCUUGUCCUUUCAUUAUGAAAAGGUCAUUUUAGUGGAACAGAAAAAGUAUGAAGAAGGUAAAUCAACGGCACCACACGGACAACAAACUCACGUCUUUUUAUAUCGAGCUCUUACUAUUUUGAAAAAACUCUUUGGAGGUGCUUUGGGUGUUGAUUUCAUUCAGGAAAUUCUCGGUAUUGGAGCCUAUGAAAUGACCCUUAUUUAUUCCGAUUUUGCGCAAGUCGAUGGAGAAACUGAUCAUUUGCAUGGCCAAUUUGAACAAGUUCCUCAAUUAGUGUUACCAAAUUAUCAAAUGACUCGUGGCAUGUUUGAAAUUUGGGUUCGUGAUAAAUUACUCCAAAUUAGUAGUGGAAAACUCUCUCAAAACAUGUUGGGAAAAAUUGAAAUUAUGGAAGAACAACGUGUGGUUGGAUUGAUUUUUGAAAAGAGUCAACAUCAUCCACUCGAUUCUCAAACCUUGAUUCAUCGUGUCGUAGGAGUCAAGUUAGAAAAUGGUCAAGAAGUGAGAGGUGAUUUGAUUGUAGAUUGUACUGGACUCACCACUCAAACUCCACGUUAUGUUGAAGAUGAAUUUAAAACCAAUCUCAUCAAGUUUGAAAUGCCAAAAAGCAAAAUUUUGCUCACCAAUACCUACACCUCAGUGUUGUACAAAUUGAAAGAUCCAAACGAUAAGGAAGGUUUCUACAAGAAGAAGGAUGGUAAAACUCCAGUUUGGUUUCAUUUGGGUUCCAUUGGUGCUCCGUCCAAGAUUGGAAUCAUCUUUUAUCGUGUUUCCCAAGAUAUGGGAAUGUUUAUUUUGGGAGAAGUUGGAAAGAAUCCAAGUUGUACAUCGAUCAAGAGCCCUCAAGAUUGUGUCGAAUAUUUGGAACAGAGAUGUCCAGAGUUGGCCAAGAAGGCUCAAUAUUUCUUUGAUAAGUGUGAUACUGAAAAUGGAGUGGUAAGAGAUUGGAUGAAUUAUAAAAAAGAUGGAACUGUUUUCAAUCAUUGGGAAGAAGUGAAUAAUCACAAAGAUGAAACUGGAAAGAGACAUGUCUUGGAAAACUUUAUUGCAUUGGGAGACAGCGUUGGCAGUUUGAAUCCAGUCUACGGACAAGGCAUUACAUGUAUUUGUGAGUCCGAACUCAUUCUCGAUGAAAUUCUUAGGAGACCUCACAAGAAUGCUCAAUCACCAUGGACUGCUGAGACUUGUCAAGAAUUCCAGGAACGAGUCAAGAAUAUUUACAUGCCUGCUUACUUUUUGGCAACGACUGUGGAUUUGCAACAUGAAGAGGCGAAAGGUGGUUCUUGGUGGUAUCGAAAUAUUUACCUCAAAUAUUUUGCUCCCGAUUUGAAACAGUUAGCAUUGGCUUCCAAAGUGGAUCCCUAUGUGCGGAUUACUUUUAAUAACGUGAAUCACAUGAUGGAAGGAUAUUUGUAUAAGAUGUUGGAUCGUAAAUAUAGAGCUCGAUGUAAGAAUCCAGUGAAUCAUUGGUAA